Molecule: messenger RNA, 882 nt
Organism: Aspergillus campestris IBT 28561
Lineage: Eukaryota; Fungi; Ascomycota; Eurotiomycetes; Eurotiales; Aspergillaceae
Product: SDR family NAD(P)-dependent oxidoreductase
Exons: 2
Coding region: 1-882 (293 amino acids)
Cellular component (GO): intracellular anatomical structure
Molecular function (GO): oxidoreductase activity, acting on NAD(P)H, oxygen as acceptor
Source: RefSeq, a predicted model, not a curated record
AUGUCCAGCCCACUCCCACCCACCACAGACCAGUGCCAUCCCCCGCAAACCCUAAGACACGGACGAUCCCUCCAACAACUCCUCGAAUCCCACUUCUCUCUCCAAGGCCGCACUAUUAUUCUAACAGGAGGCGCCCGCGGGAUUGGUCUCCAGCUUCUCCAAGCGAUCAUCGCAGCCGGCGCAGACGUCGCCUGUCUGGACCUGCUCCCCGGCCCGCCAACAGAAGCGCUCGAGCAGCUCAAAUCACAAUGCGGGGCAGACUCCUCCGUAAUCUCCUUCCACCAGUGCGACGUAACGGACGAAAUAGCGGUGCAGUCUGCCGUUCGCCAGAUCCAACAGCAGGCGGUGGCUCAGCGCCGACCUAUCCGAGGACUGGUGAACUGCGCGGGGACACAGAUCGCUGGAGAGGCGUUGUCCCUUCCUGGAGGGGACUUCCGAAGAGUCGUCGAUGUGAAUCUAACGGGGAGCUUCUUUGUUGCGCGUUGCGUAGCUGAUGUUCUGAGGGAGACGGGGCAAUCGGGGAGCUUGGUGCUUGUUGGGUCGAUUGCUGGGCAUGCGGCGAAUCGGGGAAUAUGGAACUCAAACUACAACGCCUCCAAAGCAGCCGUUAUCCAGUUGACGCGCUCUCUCGCUCUCGAAUGGGGCCAAUACAAUAUCCGAGUGAACAGCCUCUCACCUGGCUUCAUCCGCACGGCGAUGACCAACGAGUUGCUGGUGGAACGGCCGGAGUUUCACGAUCUGUGGAUGGCGGGGGCAAUGUUGGGUCGGUUGGGUGAAGUGGAUGAUCUGGAGGCAGCGGUGCUGUUUCUUUUGGGGGAUGGGGCGCGGUGGAUGACUGGGGCGGAUUUGCGGGUCGAUGGAGGGAACAAUGCGGCGAUGUGA